This is a messenger RNA of Doryrhamphus excisus (bluestripe pipefish), 7486 nucleotides long. RefSeq names its product zinc finger protein 512B (gene znf512b). Gene Ontology annotation, molecular function: zinc ion binding. NCBI's taxonomy places the organism in Eukaryota, Metazoa, Chordata, Actinopteri, Syngnathiformes, Syngnathidae. The record is from RefSeq and is a predicted model, not a curated record.
GGAUGAUACCCGUUAUUGGGAAAUAUUAGGUCAUGAUGACUGGCACUUAAUCAGAGGCGAAAGAAAAAAAAGCUUUGUGUUAUUAGUGAUCUAAGUUUUAAGUAUUAUUUUUUUCAAUGUUUUUCUGAAACACUAUUGAAUAUAUAGUUGAAAUGAGAAUUUACAGCUGCAGCUUUUGUGUGCAUGUGUGUGCUCACACUACCAUAACGUCAACUAAAUGCAUACAGCGUAACGGUAGCUUGAGAGUAAAAUGUCAUUUGUGGCCAUACUUCCACUGCUGUAGUUUAUUUGGAUUGUAUGCUUUAUUAAGAUGUCAGUGAUUGGCUAGGCGCACACCUCUGCGUUAAAAUACAACAUAAAAAUGUCCAUCGAUGUAAUUACACUAGGAGUCGCCAUGCUAAAUGCUAAUGGACAGCAAAACCGGGCUAAUAGUUGCCAAUGAUUUAACGUCAAGAGGGAACGCCGUUACGUCGGAAAAGCAGGAGCCGGUGACACAACCGCAGCAAGUUUAGCCCUCUCGAAGAUCCAAUUUUCACCUCGUCGACACAGGAAACAAUGAUCGUAAUAACAGCAAUAAGGCGAGAGUUGUCAAGUUACCUUGAGAGUACUUGUCACUGUCAACUGUGGAGGGCUUAGCUAAACGUGCGGUCCCGCACACAUUACUGUACACGGCCGCGGAGAGACAUUCGUAUUAAAAGCCAAAUAAUCCCGAGGUAAGCAGCCGAGGAGAGGCCGAAAAGCCGCCGAUUGUCGGCGUUUCUCUCUCAUUUUCCAUCGCUUCGUUCCUUUUGACGCUAGCAAAGUGUCGUCGAAAUGAGCAAACAUCUUAACAUUUGGAGGCUCCCUUAAGGUCCAGUCAGCGCAAGGAUUUUUUCCCCCCGCUCUCCUCCUUCGGUAUAAAGUCGCCAUUUUGCUUCACUGCCUCUAUAAACCAUCCGGUAUUCCAAUAUUUUUCCUCAAGGAGUCAAGGAUUUUGCUGUCUUUUCUCUCUAUUUUUGGAGUGUUUAACGACAAGCUUGGAGCGGUGCCUUUGUGGUAUAUACUGUACAUAUUAAUGCAGCAAAGCAAGAGGGGCACGGUCUGGCUAAAGUGCCCUAGAUUGUUUUGUUCAUUUUUUCAGGGCUUUUUUUCGUGAAUUGUGGACAAGACAACAGUGUUUCCUCCGUCACCAGUUGUUGACAUGCAGCGAGGCGGGAUUGCAAUGUAACAAAACAUUGGCGGAUAAACGCCCAGUCACUGGACCCCUUCCUCGAUCACCUGGCUGACCUGGGGCCAGCCGGCCCUGAACACUGGCUGACCGGCCAACACUUCAGGCAUGGAAAGCCCCAGUGGCACCAGGCUUGGGAAGCUGUCUAUAUCAGGGCUGCCAAGGGGCCAGACCUCUAAGCAUGGACAUACCCAGGAGCCUGUUAGAACUGUGCCAUGCCCUGAAAACAACAACAAACACACUCCUGUUUUUGAUGAAGCAGCAGAGGGGAAGAGAAAGGGUCGUCCUAAAGCAGAAGAGCAGGAACUGAGAAGCAUCCCUCCCCACAUGAUGGUACAGUGGAAGGAAGAGUUUAAGCGUCGCUCCAGAGUUAAGUGUCCAUGUUCAGGAUGCUGGUUAGAGUUUCCCAGCAUCUAUGGCGUAAAGUACCACUAUCAACGCUGCCAGGGGACCACGGUGACUGAGAAGCAGAGUCAUGGCUGUCCCUAUUGUGAGGCAGCGUUUGCAACAAAGGUUCGCCUGCAUAAGCACAAGCUCUGGAACCAUCCAAACAGGGUUACUUUGGAGUCUAAAGAUGAACAGCUUAAGCUCCAGAAGACUGCUGUCAAGUUCAGCAGUGUCAAAAGGCCCCUGGGAAACAGCCCCUCAUCUCCAAUGUUCUUCAAAGUGAAAAAAACCCUGGAGGUAUCUACACCAUCUCACAAUGGAGAGCUGACCCACCAGAGGAGUGAGAGGAAACAGUACAGCCAACCUUCACUCCAGAGUCACCACUCUCAGUCAGUCCAACCUCAGUUUGAGCAUUCUCAAAGCACAUCAUCUGAUGCAGGAGGAAGUGAAAGCGAAGGUGGCAGCUUUCCGCCAACUUAUGCCGAUGAAGACCCAGAACGAAUGAAACACCGGCGGAAGCAGAAAACACCCAAGAAAUUCACUGGAGAGCAGCCUUCAAUUUCUGGAACCUUUGGAUUGAAAGGUAUGACUAAAGUGGAGGAGAAGCUGAAGGCAAGCCGUGUGAAAAGGCCAGAGGGGAGUAGUUUCAGUGAGGACCCUCACAGACGACCAACUGCAAAUCAGUCAUCUAAUAAACGUACAGCCACAACAAGUUCAGGGACUGUUUCUGAUGUUCAGUGGCAGAAAGCCAUCUCAGAGAGAGGCGAAGUGGUGUGUCCCACCUGCUCCAUCGUGACUCGGAAAACAAUCCAUGGCUUGAAGAAACACCUGGAGAUUUGCCAGAAGCUCCAAGAGGCCCUGAAAUGCCAACAGUGCCACAAACAGUUCAGAUCCAAGGCAGGACUUAACUAUCACACCAUGGCAGAACACAACUCCAAGCCCUCAUGGCGUGAAGGCCAGAUGGAGGACGAGCAUGAGGAGAGAGAACGACUACGGCGAAUACUCAAACAGAUGGGAAAAAUCAAAUGUCCAAGCGAGGGCUGUUCAGCUCACUUCUCCAGUCUAAUGGGCUACCAGUACCACCAGAAGCGUUGCGGACGUGAGAUCUCUGAUGAUGAGAAACCCGUAUUUCUGUGCCAGCACUGUGGAAAAACAUAUCGCUCGAAGGUUGGCAGGGACUACCAUGUACGCACUGAACAUUCCUCAACCAUCACUGCGAUUAUGUCAGCCACCUGCAAGAGCAAAGACAGUAGCACUGAUACAAACAACAACACUGGUAAAGAGAGGGUAGCCUCUGAUAUGUCAUCAGGAGGGAAGAGGGAGCAAAACCAGCCCGAGUGGUACCAAAAAGCACUAGUGGCUCAAGAGAAAGACAAAGUUAAAAAUGAGGGCAUUCAAGGAAAGGUCCGAGCCAAGGAAAAGGUUGUGCAGAAUGAAAGCCUGGCAGAGGAUUUUGAACGGACCCCUAGUGGCAGAGUGAGGCGCCGCUCAGCUCAGGUGGCAGUCUUUCACCUGCAGGAAAUUGCAGAGGAUGAGCUCGCCAAAGACUGGGGCACCAAGCGUCGCAUCAAGGAUGACUUGGUGCCUGACAGCAAAAGGUUGAACUACACCCGCCCUGGCCUUCCUAGCUUCAGCAGGGAGCUACUAGAGACCUGGAAGAACCAAGUCAAGGAAAAUGGCUUCAUCUGCUGCACCAAUGAGAACUGUGAUGCUGUCUAUUCCAGUGUGUCUGGACUAAAAGCCCACCUUGCCAACUGUAGCCAGGGUGGUGGAGGACUGGCAAAGUACACAUGCCUGAUCUGUCAGAAGGAGUUUAACUCAGAGAGUGGUGUCAAGUACCACAUCAGCAAGACACACUCACAGAACUGGUUCCGUGCAACAGACAGUGAAGGCAUCUCCAGCAGCAUGACUAAACCUCUGGAGGACAACGGCAUUAAAGCAGAUGUGAGGAAUAGUGCCACCACUGGUAAGAAGCGGGGCCGCAAGCCCAAAGAGCGCUCCCCUGUGGUUGUUGCUCUUGAAACACAAACUCAACCGCCAACCACAACAAAUGAAGACUCGGUCCCCGACAUGACCCCGUUGUCUGACUCAACACAGUCCCCCACACAAAACUCAGAUUUUACGGACAUUGUGGACCCAGACCUGAAGCGACAGCCCAAUGCCUCCACUGCACGAAGAAGCAAGCUAAACAGGCCACCGUUGUCUGAAUAACAUGAAGGAAUCCCAGAGAACGGCUGCUCAAAAUGUUGUUGAACCUGACAAGAACAUAGCGCGAAGAAAACAACUCAGUCGGCUGUUAAAAAGUUUAAAGUACAAAGUAACAUGGCUGCCUUUCUAAGUAGUACCCAUGUAACAGUAGUGUUUUCCAUUCCAUUCAAGGUACCCGUUUCAGUUCCCUCUCUCGGCAGGAGCUUCACAAAAUCAGUGACUUCCACAUAGAUAACCUUUUCUCAAGAAGUCAUGUUUACUGUAAGUGGAGGGCAUUUCUCUUGAAUUCUCUGUUAGCUUAGUCACGUAAUUAUGCUUGUGUAGACUGUACUCUGUACAUAAACAAUAUCUGUAUACAACUAUAUACUCUAAGCAAUUAUGCCAUCGUUAUCUCAUAUCUAAAAACCCUUGUGGAUUAUCUGUAGUCACAAUGUUUUCUCUGAUGUUUUCAUUUUUUUCCUUUUUUGUCAUUUUGUACUUUCACUUUUCACAAUUAGGCUCAAUUAAUGGUCAGUUUUUAACCAUAUUUCACUUUUUUGUCUUGUAUCGCUUGGAAAGUGUAUUGCUUUUAAAUCCAUAAUCAAGGGCAAAAAACAUGAUUUACAAAUUGUUAAACACUGACUUUAGGAAAUAGGGAUUGUUUUCUUCCGUCAAUGUCAACAUACGUCAGAGAAAAAGCUUGAAAUAUUAUGACUAUGACUAUUUUAAGUCUAGAAUAGCUGAGCUAAUUGUUUGCCAGAAGGAUGAAUUUUAGUGGCGCUUGUUGCACUGUUGCAGCACAAUCAAAUGAGGUAAAUACCUUUUUUUAAAAAAAAAAAAAAGAAGAAGAGGCCAUAUUUUGGCUAUUGCUUUAUCUUGAAUCAAAGUGAUGAGAAGAGAAUGAAAAUAUUAUCUUUUGUAGUGGUUUAAGAGUGAUCUUUUAUGAAAUAGCAUCAUUGCAAAUGAGGAUUUGCAUAUACUGUAUAUGAACUCACACCUGAUGUUCAAAAAUAAUGCAUUGCACUUUAACCCUCAUCAUUGACCUCUUGUGAUUUUGCACUCCAGGAUACUUUAAUCUCACCAUGGCUAGUGGCUCUCAGACACAGUAACAAAUACACUUUUAGAUUCUAUUUAUGAAUAAUGGAUAUGCUUUCAUGUCAGCAUCAUAAUCCAGCAUGAACAUACAGUUUUAAAGGGGAAUUUUGCCCAUCAUUCACAAUCCUUAUGUGAGAAAACCAGUUAAUAUGAGCUAGCUAGCAACGGGUUUCAUAGGAAAUGCCUAUUUUGACUAAAGCCCGCACAAAAAAAACACCAACAGUGUUCCAUUUACAAAACGGACUUGUAUAUUAACCCAGCUGCUGCAAUAUUAUUAUUGUAGCAGCUAACAUGAAAAACUAUUUUUAUCUUGUGGACUAACACGACGCGUUGGUAAUCGCAAGUCUCAGCAUUUUUGACCUGAGGACUGGAGCACACGUCUUGUGCUGGAAGACACAGCCAUCCCAAGGAGAGCGGACGUGUUGUUUCUGUAUCUAUGCUGUUGUUGUUCACAGACCUAGCGCGUGUAUCUACUAGUGUGUGUACCAAUGUGCCGAGAAAAUUCUUUUGGUAUUGUUUUCAGUAAUCCAAAUAGGGCAAGAUACUGCAACUAUUCCAUGUCAUCAUCAUGUACAUGUUAAAUGCAUGAUGCAUGUUGGAGAGUUGUUGUUUUUUUAGUCGAAAUAGGUGUAUCCCAAUGACAGCACUGUAAGCUAGCUCAUAUUAACUUGUUUUCUUGUGUUAUGAUGCACAGAAAAGGGAACAUGUUCAUCUUUCACAUAAGGAUUGGGAAUGAUGGACAAUAUUCGCCCCCCAAAAAGUGCAGUUCCCCUUUAACUGACCACACAAAGGCAGAACUGCCACCUCUUUGACGUUUUUGAUUACCUUUUAAGAAAUAUGAAUCCGAUAUUGUCAAAUGACUUUUAAAAAGUGGGCAAUCAGAGAGAGCAGUAGAACAGAUACUUGAAUCCACUGUUGUAUUAAUGACUUGAGCAAAUGAAAAGUUUGCAAAAAUUCCCUUCCCAACAAUAAUAGACAAAAUAAAUCAUGUCAAAUCAAAAACAUCCGCCAAACCACCUCAUCAUGACUGCUCCAGAAUUUGCACCAACAAAUGUUAGAUGUCAUCACUUCCAUCAAGCUGAGAUGUCAACAUUUUGAUGAAUAGCAUAAUCAGAAAUUCGUUACUUCCGAAAUGACACUCAUGACCAUUUCGUAGUGUAAAGCUAAGAUGUGACAUCUUGGUUUCCAUUCAGAAUCAACUAACAGGAUGUAUUCAGGUGGGGAUGAUUAUGCAUGUGUCCGUCUCUGUUAAUGGGAUUGACCUCCUCCUUCUGUCCAGCUUUAGCUGGUGAAGAUUUAUUAGACAAGCACUGAUCCCAUUUCCAUAUGAAUAGUCCACAACGUGAGCGUGUGUGUUUUAACAUUUAGCACCUUUGUAAUCAUUGGAAAUCAGAGUUUGUGACACUUUUCGUCAAGUGUUAUGAAGUGGCACAUAAUCAUCGGCUUGUUACUCAUGUUAACGCCCCUUUUACCCAGCAAGCUUUGGUGUUGCAAUAUGAUAGUUUAGCACUGCUUUUAUCACACCCUUUACAGAAUUUUCUGUCUUCCUAUGAUAUGGAAAACACAUAUCUAUCCCGCAGUGUGUGCAAACUGCAACAGUUUAGAGAGUAAAGCAAUACACCAUGUUUAGCUAAUUUUGUCUGCUUGCUGAUAUUUUAAUAUUGGUGUGUGUUCUCUAAAUCGUAUGGCUUUUUUUCAACACUGAUUUAUUGCUUGUUUGUUCUGCAAGUAUGUUUUACAUAUAACAUUUAAAAUAUAUAUGUUUGUAGACCACAAAUAUCCUUAUGUGUCUGCAUACACUGUUUUCUUUUGUCCUUUUUGAUGACGCACAUAAGCAAGUUUUUUCAGUACACAAUAACAUAGGGAUUGUCCUUCAUUCUGACUUAAUCAAUAUGGGACAAGGCAUAUGUAUAUGUGUUUGUUUCUAUAUUUAGUGCACUUACUAUACCAUGAAAUAGGCUUGAAGUAGGAGUGUUGUUGGACUUUUCUAGUGAUCUGGACUGUGUGUGGUGUGACUUUUAUAAGUGCGGAGGCAGCAGACUCAAGUCUCUUCCCUUUAUUGUUACCUAAAAUCGAGGUUUGUUCGUUAUAAUCCAUUCGAGGGGAACUGCACUAUUUGGGGAAUUUUGCCCAUCAUUCACAAUCCUUCUGUCAAACAUGAACAUACAAUUCUUUCAUAUAAGGAUUGGGAAUGAUGGGCAAAAUUCGCCCCAAAAUUGUGCAUUUCCCCUUUAAGACUGCCUCAGAAUUUGAUCCAUUCAUUUGGCUUGUAUGCUACCUACUUGAAAAUUCAAAUUGAAUAUCUUUUGCAGGUACCAUCACAUUUUAUGAGAUUGUUAAAUAUUGUGUGGUAGUUGACCAAGCAAACUGACUAAAUGAGACUAAUGAUGUCUAUAUCUAAAAUACACAGAGGACCCCCCCCCCACCCCCGAGUCUGAACUGUUACACUUUUCUCCCAAAUUUAUUGUAUGAAUUUGUGCAUUACUCCCUCAAUUACUAAAUAAUAAAGUUUGUUGGGGAAAAAAAUGUGUCAAAUUGAAUUGUGGUAUUGUGAUAUUUGAUGUGUUAAUAUAUCACAGUAUGCAUGUUGUAAUAAACAUAAUGUGGAAA